AUGAAAAUGCGUUACAAGCGUACUCGGAGUGCUGAUGAACCGUUUCUUGCAAAAGGAAUGCAGAUCUCUCCUUUGAACACAACAGCCGAAAUAGCAAUGAUGACAAUACGGUUACCUCGGAAGCACAAAGUAUUCAUCACUCGAAAAGCGAAUUUCUUCUCUGGUCUGAGAAUGGGUGGUCAUCGAGGUUCACCGUAUGAAGCACCGGAAAAUACUAUAGAAGGAUUCGCAAUGGCAAAACAAUCGAAAUGUGAGCUGGUGGAGUUUGACGUGCAUUUGUCGGCAGAUGGUGUCCCUGUACUAAUUCACGAUGAGACGACCGGCCGCACGUCUAGAGAGGACGUGAUUAUCAGACAAGUUGCUGCAAAAGACAUUAAGAACAUCCCGUUGAAAAUAUACAAAGCUAUCAAUAGCGACAGCAAGGAAUGGUAG
Ostertagia ostertagi is the source of this 432-nucleotide messenger RNA. The record is from the annotation of a GenBank genome assembly. NCBI's taxonomy places the organism in Eukaryota, Metazoa, Nematoda, Chromadorea, Rhabditida, Trichostrongylidae.